Molecule: messenger RNA, 1569 nt
Organism: Microthlaspi erraticum
Lineage: Eukaryota; Viridiplantae; Streptophyta; Magnoliopsida; Brassicales; Brassicaceae
Source: the annotation of a GenBank genome assembly
AUGAAAACAGUGACAGUUUCUUCAAGAAGUCAUCCUCAGGUUCUUGCCUUCUUCUGCACAAGUUUUGGUCCUUUUAAGCGAUUUGUUAGUUCUACAAUGGCACAUGGUUCUGAAAACGUGAUUCCUACGCUACGUGAUUACUUCAAUUCCCAAAAGCCAGGGGAGGAGGAAGAAGAAGAUGAGUUUAUGUUUUACCGGAAGAACAUGCCACCGAGACCUACAAAGCCAGGAAACAAGGCAAAGGAGAGACACGGUUUCUUCUCCUCCAAGGAAAGAAGCAGAAGAAGGAACAUAUCAGAUGCUGAAAAGUUCUCUGUGGAGCAAUACUCUUCUGGUGGUUUCUUUGGUGUUAGGUUGAACACAAAUGGCAAACAACAACAACAACAACAAAGAUCAGCUAAGCCUUUAGAGCCAAGAUUGCAAAAGUCAUUCUCUGCAAGAAUGCAAUUGCCGUUUAUGCAUUCUUCUUCAAAGAGAAGCAAUGAGUCUACUUCUUCUACUAAUCAUUCAAGCUGGUUUAGCCGUAUCAAGAAAAUGUCUAAUCCGUUUUCAAAACCAGGAGAGAUCAAGAUCGAUGACAAGUUCUUGAGAAAGUCUUCUUCAUCACCUGUUCAUCUACAUGCCAGUCUCAGUAUGGGAUAUGAACUUGGAAUGCCUGUUUUCACCUUCUCGCUAGACCGCCCUGACGAUGUGUAUAUGGCCAGGACAUGGACUGAUGAUAACGAGUCUUGCUUCGUCUACACGUUUCACUACAUUGGUGCUAGGAGAAGCAACAAGAACGUUUCUUCGUUGAUAGGAGAGAUGAGAGUUUCUUCUUCAACAACACAAAUCUGCUUAGAGGCAGAGGAACCAUUUCAAGAAGAAGAUCUUGUUGAAUCAAAUCUUUCCGAGUUCGUUCUUUUCGACAUGGCACGCGCACAGAGAAGUGGACAACAUUCAAGACUUAAAACAGAGUCAGAAAACAGAGUAUCUGAUCCUUGGCCUGCCUCAGAUUUACAUCCAGGGCUAGAGAUUGCAGCGAUUGUUAUUAGAGACUCUGAAAGUUUUGGAUACAUGAAGAACAGAAAACACUCAAGACGUGAGGUUCAAGUAAUAGUUCCAACAGGAAACCACGGUUUGCCUGAUGCUGAGAACUCAUGUCCUACACCGAUACUACAGAGAUGGAGAUCAGGAGGAGGCUGUGACUGUAGCGGAUGGGAUAUGGGUUGUCACCUUUUUGUCCUGGAAUCUUCAGAACGCAUCAACGAUCACCAAAGUUUGGAACUUUUCAUAGAGGGAGAGAAGGAGGAGAUGAUGAUGACAAUGGCGUUGAUCAGAGAAGGACGUUACGAGGUAAGUUUUCAUGCAAAGCUCUCAGCUUUACAAGCGUUCUCAGUGUGUGUCGCUGAGCUGCACAGAAGAAGUGAAGUAGUAGUCUCAAGAGGAGGAGAAAGAAGCAACUCUUUGUCUAGAUGCAGUUCGCUGAGAGAGCUUAUCGACAUGGAAACUCCCGUAAACAGAGAUACCAGAGAAGAAGUCCUUUCGUCUUUCAUGCCUAAUGUCACUUUCUCUCCAAUCUCAAGGGUUUAA